This is a messenger RNA of Nicotiana tabacum (common tobacco), 1116 nucleotides long. Lineage: Eukaryota; Viridiplantae; Streptophyta; Magnoliopsida; Solanales; Solanaceae. The record is from RefSeq and is a predicted model, not a curated record.
AUGCAUAAAGAAAGGCCUAUUGAGAUUUUUGCACUGCUGAAAAAUGAUAUUUUUAUGAGUACUUCUCUUGGAGAAAAUAGUUCUAGGGGUAAUGAGUCUGAAAAGGUGAUGGAAGCAAAAGAACAUGAAUCAACAAAUUCAACAUGUUCCAACGCUGUGAAAAGAAAAACUAGAGGUCCUACACGGUGUGUAGAAAUAAUUAAUUUACAAGAGGGACAAAAACUAUCAGUAGAAUUUGAUGAGGAUCAUCAAGCAAUUGUUAGAAGCCGAACUUGUUGCCCUUUAAAGGUAAAUAGUUGGAAAGAGAUUGAGCAAGAUAAGAUCAACCAUAUGUGGGACAUCGUUUUGGAGAAGUUUAAUUUUGAUGUGUCUGAGGGAAGAAAAAGCGCAAUUCUUGGUAAAAUGAGUGACCUCUAUAGAGACUAUAGGUACAAGUUGAAGAAGAAGUAUUUUGAUUCAAAAGCAGGUUACCAACUUCGCCUACGCAACAAGCCUAAACUUGUUGCCGCAGAUGAAUGGAAAUAUUUGGUCAAUCUUUGGAGUGAUGCCGACUUUCAGAAGAAGAGUACGCAGAACAAGGCAAAUAGAUCAAAACGUUCCUUGCCACCAUAUAUUGUGACCAAAAGUUAUGCAAGACUAAGAUACGAAAUGGAGCAAAAAAAUGGAAAACCUCCUUCCCGUGUUGAAGUUUUUAUGGAAUCUCGCAAGAGAAAAAAAGGAAAACAAGUUGAUGCUUUUCAACAAGAUGUUAUUGUUCAAUUCGACCAAUUUAAAAAGCAGCAAAAAGAAGGAGAAAUUUCUUUAAAUGAUGAUGAUAUCUUCGAAAAAGUUCUUGGGGCUGAAAAAAAUGGAUAUCUUCGUGCAUAUGGACCCGGAAAAAAUAUCAGUGAAUAUUUUGGUGGUAGACCAACAAAAGUACAGCUUAUAAAGCAACUAGAAUUGACCAGAAAAGAAGCAAAUGAGCGUGUGGAAGAAGUUAAAAGGGAAGCUAAGGAACAAAUUAAAGAAAUCAAGAAAGAUAUGAAUGAACAACUAGCACAGAUGAGUACACAAUGGGAAGAAAAAUUACGAAUGAUACUUGCAGCACAAGGUCUACAACAAAAUGAUGCAAUCUAA